This is a messenger RNA of Suillus plorans, 936 nucleotides long. Its product is annotated as putative cyclophilin. Bases 308 to 796 code for a protein of 162 amino acids. The record is from RefSeq and is a predicted model, not a curated record. The transcript is spliced from 4 exons. Lineage: Eukaryota; Fungi; Basidiomycota; Agaricomycetes; Boletales; Suillaceae. Gene Ontology annotation, biological process: protein peptidyl-prolyl isomerization; protein folding. Gene Ontology annotation, molecular function: peptidyl-prolyl cis-trans isomerase activity.
AGGCAGAGCUACCGAAAUUUGGAUUCUUCAGUCGAAUAUUCAGCAGCUAGAUCGAUGACGCGCGUAUACGAAUACUUAUAGGGGCCAGUGAUUACGAUUCAAAUUGGAUGGCACAGGCCGCGGCUUGUGGCGGCUGACCGUUUGUGAUCACGGAACUGCCUCGGAAAAAUCUCCCCACGCACGGUGGCAGAUAAUCACUUCCGAGAUCCGAUGAUCAUCUCCGACUCAGAUCGGCAUCGUCCGACUUUCCCUUUUAUCAGAGCAAGCUCCCGCAAACCUCCAAUCUCAAGUCUCUCUCUUAUCCAUCAUGGCCAACGUUUACUUCGACAUCACCAUCAACGGUAACAAUGCUGGGCGCAUUGUUUUCAGACUCUUUGAUGACGUUGUACCAAAGACUGCAAGAAAUUUCCGCGAGUUGUGCACUGGCCAAAAUGGUUACGGAUAUGCUGGCUCUGGCUUCCAUCGUAUCAUCCCAUCCUUCAUGCUUCAGGGUGGUGACUUCACCAGGGGCAACGGAACUGGUGGCAAGUCCAUCUACGGCGAGAAGUUUGCUGAUGAAAACUUCCAAUUAAAGCACACUAAGCCUGGACUUUUGUCCAUGGCAAACGCAGGCAAGAACACCAACGGCUCGCAGUUCUUCAUUACCACCAUCGUCACUAGCUGGCUCGACGGUGCUCACGUAGUGUUCGGUGAGGUCAUCGAGGGCCUUGAGCUUGUGAAGACGAUUGAGAAGUACGGGACUGACACUGGCAAGCCUAAGGCCGAGAUCAAGAUCGCCGCUAGCGGUACACUGUAAGACAUGCGACUAAUGUAGAAAGGUUCGGAGAAAGAAGAAUACUACUUUUAUUCGUUACGAAUAACUUGUAUACGUUGUGAGAAAACCAGUACUUAUGAUUCUUAUCGAUAUGCAAUUCAAUCGCAGAGAUUAGAUGAUCG